UGGAACAAGUACAGCAGGAUGAGUGAACUCAGCCACGGAAGUGACAUAAACACCCACACAGUUCAGAAAUGAGAACAGAGGAUGCUGAGUAUCAACUCAAUAAAGCCGAAGGUUCUCAUUUCUGCUGUGAAAGUGUGAUUUUCAAACUGUCCACCUUGCUAUUAGCCCAGCUUGUCUUGGCUGAAGCGUUUCUCUAUUCCUGAUAGCUUACCUCAGUCAAAGCAAACACUUGUUGCUAGGAAAACAUGGAUUAUACUGCGCAUCUGUUUGCACACGACCAAAUGACCGAGAUAAACUUCAGCUCUGUGAAGUUUAUCUCCGUGAACUGCCUCUAUGUCCAGACACAAUAUUAAACUGGAGAGCCCUUUUGUUGGCCAUGCUUUUUUUUCUGUCUUGCUGUUUGUGCUAAACGUGCAGAGCUUCUAUGACAUGAACAGCACUGACACAACCUCUAUUGUGUCUGAAGGGAAAGGAAAACAUUCAUUCAUCAAGCAGAGCACUGACCGUCUGUCUCCAUCGGUAAACAAAGCACACAGCAUCUGAUGCUGACAGAAUGUUUGUCACCAAAACUGCCUGGAAAAACCUGUUAAAUUUAGGAUAUUAACAUUAGGAUACUCUUAUUUCUGUUUUGUGGAAAAGGCAGAUUUUACAUUAAGGAGAAUUUUCUCACACUAAUAAUGCUGUAUUAAUGUUUUCUUUUUUUUUUUUUUUCUUUUUCUUUUUUGCAAACACUCAUAUCAGAAAUGUUAAUGGGGGUGUUGCAAUAACACCUCCAUUAUAAAAACAUUAUAAAAUUUAGUUUUUAAGUAAGUACUUUAUGAAUGCCCUUAAAGGUAAAAACAUUCCAGCCUCGUUGAUACAGAAUUCUAUCUUGUGUACGCACAUGGGAUUGUAAUUCUAUGCACACAAGAUGAAAGCUACUGUGCACAAGACAAAAACAUUUGCCAUUAAGAUUAUUCUCUGCAUGCACAAAAUAACUGAGAUUUUCACAGAAAAAAUAUUCCGCUUGUACAGGUAAUUAAUCUUGUUCCCUCAAUUAAUCAUCUUGGGUCAGGAACAAGAUCAAAACAUGUACAAUAUGACUCCUUAAUUAUCGUAUACAUUUUGCAAUAAUGACUUGAGUUCACAAGAGAAUAACUGGCAAGUACAAUAUGAUGACUUUUGCGCACAAAACAAUAUGUAUACAACAAAAUCCACAACUAAAGUAUUAUAAUAAUGAUACUAUUUGUAAGAUUGUGUGUGCUAUAAUAAUCAAGUUUGCACAAGAUAGUUCUCAUCUUUGAUUUGUGUUUCUGAGAUUUAAAAAAAUCCUAAUUAAUCUUAAGGAGCUUCUUCAAUAAAAAUCACAUAUUUCUCGUUGUCUAAAUGUUCAUAUGUUCGCAUUCUGAUGCUACAGGACCUAUCAUGAGAAAAAUAAGUGUGAUGUUACAUUUCUAAGUACUUCUGCAUUCAAAUGGUUGUGAAACUCUGGCAGACCCGAACGGCAGGUUCAGACACAGUGAGAUUUCCUAUGUCACAACUGCAAGCUCCGCCCCCCAGAGCCCCACUUUGCAAGCCAGACUCGGAGGAUGAUUACGGAACAAGCAUGUGCGUUAGCGGAUUGCAAUGCUCGUAAGAAAGCCAAUUAUGAUUUUAGCUUUCGUCAUGCUCCCAAACACAUUAGUGUCUAGCGUGAAGAGAAGGGUGCAGAGCAGUGGUGUCUCCGUCCACAACUCAGGGGAAUUGCUAAUGACCUACUGGAGCUCUGCAGAAGAAAAGCCCUUGAAGAUGACACAGGUAACUUGACUUUGGCUCAAAACUUCAUAAUCACAAUUUAAAGACCACUGAUAACACUUUAAGUAGUAAAGAAAAAAAGAUUGGAGUGAGACUAUAUUAAUUAAUUAAUUACAGAUGCAAGAUAUCUCUUAAUCCUUUCAUUAUAUAACCUUCAAAUCUAUGUGGAUGUGCCUUAUCAACCUUGACUUACGUUUCUCAAAAGAAAUCUCAUACAUAUUGUUAUAAACUUAACUAUAUUUUUGUAUGUUGGUGUGUUAAUGUCCUUUUUAGUAUUUUUAGACUUUUUAAUGUUACUUGGACAUGCUUCUAUUUGUGAUUUUCAACAAAUGCUUAAUAUAUAAUGUUAGGGAGAUUUCUUUUACAAGCUCUCAAGUCUUUCAUCUUACCAUUGCAUUUUGAAUGUGAGUAUUUGCUAUUAUCAUUAUUGUUAUUUCUGCCUUUCUUUCAUCUGUCACAGUGAAAAAGCAGCCACGGAUACAUUCCUUUGUCCCAUAAGCAUAGCUGCCAACUCUACAGUGAUAACAGCAAAGUUAGAGGGCUCACCUUAAUUUUAAUGUCAACUACCAUACCUUGGUACUGCAAAACAUCAACAAAAUCCUAGCCGAAAUAGAGAGUCAGACAGCUCUCAUAACUCCAGUGCAUGUUGCAUAAUAUUUUAUGUUAAUGUUUGUUCAAUGACUUUUUCUAACUCAAGGAUAAACAUUUUCUGUGUCUGACUUUAAUGUUCACUUUCAUGGAAAAAAGAGGUACAACAAUAAUUUUGUCCUUGUUUCGUUAGCUGCAAAAUCCACUGUGACAUCUUACCCCAUGUGGUGAGACAACUUAACUGAUGGUGGAGCAACAUGUCACAUGUUCACACCCUCUAUUUGAUCGUUCAUAACUGCACUGACACAAGAUAUGAAAAUGACAUGAAACUUUUGUUUUUCAUCUGGUACACAUUUUGUUUACAUAUGAUGUAUUGAUUCUAAGAAAUAUACAAGAGUGUAAAAAGUGUGACAACAAGCCCCGGUCUCCCCUACACUCACUAACCCAAUCCCGUUUCAGUUUGAUCUCCUGGUGGAGAGUUGUGAGGAGCUGUCCACGGUGCUGAAUCUCUCUCUCUCUCUCUCUCUCUCGCUCUCUCUCUCUCUCUCUCUCUCUCUCUCUCUCAAACAACACAUCUUUUACACACAAAGAGUUGCUCUGCUGUUGGUUCACAGAAUUUUUUUUAUUGCAUAAUCAGAAAACGCCAAAAGUGCAGUCAUGCUUUGUUGCUGUCACGUGGACUGCCGUGCGCAGAUUAACGCUGAACCAAGGACGCAGUAAAUGAUGCAGCGUGAUAAUAAUGAGCCUCUCCUUUAUGGGAAAAUACGGGAUUUAUUUAACUGCUAUGUUUCUUCUCCGUGCUCCUCCUUCUCCCUCCCUUGCUCCGGGGACGAACAGUGAACUAUUUUUAGACUGAUAGAUCUCCCCUCCUCCUCCUCCUCCUCCCCUUCAGACUCUCUCCCUCAGGGACUCGAACUCACAUCUUCGCAAAGGUAGACGCCAAACUGACGUCAGAGGACCCGUCGUUUGACGUGUAUCCACCCCCCAUCGCCACCACACAGCGAUCAAACCAGCAGCCCUCCCUAUCAGCACUAUUUCCUCUCUCUCCUUGGCGGAGCAAUCACGCGCCGAUUCUCGUUCCGUCUGUCUUAUACAGCUGCUUCUCAAGGAGCACUCAAGAAAACAAGGAGAUUUAUCCAUCAUCAUCAUCAACCCACAAUUAUUAUCAGAUUUCGCAUCUUCUCUGCUUUCUUGGGAGCAUCUACAUCUCUAUCUUUUUUUCUCAUCUGAUUGAUUUCCCUCUGAGAUGGAAGUGAGAUGUCCUCCAGCGGUGAUGUGUUGUGUUCUUGCCAUCCUCUCCUCCAUGGUUCCCGGGUCUUUGGAGUCCUCUUACAGGGACAGGCAGUACCUGAACGAGUGGGCGGUGGAGAUUCCGGGUGGGUUAGCUGCUGCAGAGGCGAUCGCCAAAGAGCUGGACUACCAGCUGGUCCGACAGGUAGGCAACAACAGCCAACACCAAAAAACCUAAGGCACCUGUUCAGUCGUGAGGGGAAAAAAAAAAGCUUAAAAUGACAUCAAAUUGGGUAACCCUUUAAUGCCUGAAACCACAAAUUAUGGCUAGAAAAUUUACAUUUAUUUUGGAGCUGAAAUGUUUAUUUCACUUACCUCUGAAAACCAAAAAAAAAAAAAAAAAAUCAAAAUGUCCUUAAAAUGAAACAAAUAUAUUUAUUUAUCUUGUUUGAUACAUUAGAUGUUUUGGAAACUGAUAAACGAGGACAUAAGAGGACAUUUUUAUCAUUUAUAGGACUGUAUUCAGUUUUUUUGUUUUUUUUUUUCGUCAUUUGUAAAAAGCCCGAACUCAAGCCACAACUGUAUCUUAAAAAAAGAGGCUCAAAAUGAGUCAUACAAUGGUAAUAAAGCCCACAAUAUCAUCUGUAGUCUGUGUAGUAACAGAGAUGAGGUAAUAGCUGUAUCAUUUAUUCUGCUUUGCUUGACCAGACCAUUACAGGAGUGGAAACUAUUUUAUGAUAGUCCCAAAAGCACACGGUGUAUCUUCUAAAUUAAAGGAAGAGGAUUUAAUCAAUGUAUGACUCAUUGUUUACCCAUUUCUGAUAACCAAGAGCUCAAGACUCAUGUUUCAUUUUGCUGUUCUGUGCAUCGAUGCCUACUUCUAAUGCUGUCUCCUGCUGUACAAACACAUUAGCGUUCAGAUUUAUUAAGAGGACGGUUCAUUAUUUUGUAUGAAACCUGUGGCACUGAACUGCAGCCGUCAAUUAUUAACUGAGCUGUCAUGUUUAUUGGAGACACACUGUACACUCUCCACUAUAUGCAUUCAAUCAAGCAUCAUUUAUUAGCUUUCAUGUGGGUUUUACAUGCUUUCAUCCCCAAAGACCCACAGCUACAGAACAUCAUCGACACCUGUAAUGUAUUGUUAGUAUUUAUUUAGGAUUAAUGAAUGUAAUAACUCCUUAAACCUGUUAUGCAGGAUUAAAGCAACACAACAAAUUUAGUACAAGAGCAAAUGAUGUAGAGAAUUUAAAAUACUGCAUUGGGAUAUUGUAGAUUUGUUGAGAUUUGUAACUAUGUUUGUGGGAUGACAAUUGUAGACCUGGACCUGGAUGGCUGGUAUUACAGAAGAAGAAAGAAAAGAGAGAAAUGAUCCCAUAUUUUGCAUUUCUCUCUGCAGAUUGGGGCCCUCCAAGAUCAUUUUUUAUUCAAACAUCGCAAUCACCCUCGGAGAAUGAAACGAAGCGCCGAGCACAUCACCAAGCGGCUGUCGGAGGAUGAUCGGGUGAGAUUUCAGCUUUGGCUUUGCAUAUAUUGUUCUUAUUGUAUUGAUGACUCCAAUGAAGCCAUAUGUCUGUAUUCGUCUCCGUGCAGGUGCUUUGGGCAGAGCAGCAGUAUGAGAAAAGUCGCAACAAGAGAGCAUCCAUUCGGCAGUGCAGGGACUGCCCAGUGGAUAAACUGUUUGAUGAUCCCAUGUGGAACCAGCAGUGGUAUCUGGUAAGUGCCCAUGAAAGAAAUAAAGUACAAUAAAACAGUAAAUGAGGUUGUGUGCUACAGAAUUGUUUGUGAGGAUACAUGAAUUCAUGUAGUGUCUCAUUGGGGAAUUGCAUUCUUGCUGGGUUAAAGACCAAUAUAUAGUUUUGGGGAAAUAUUUAAAACCUGCAAAAAGUGUUGAUUUUUGUCAUAUGUUGUGUCUUAGACUUCUGUUGUACGCAUUUGCUCUUCUCCUCCGUGACACUGAAACUCUGGGACUGCUGAUCAGCUCCUCUCACCACCUCGUCCUCAGUUUGAGCCUCUAAUAGGAGAUCACUGACAGUGUGUUUGACAUAUGUGUGUCACUUACAGUAUUUGUGCUGAAAUACAACCAACUCUGAAGCAAGAAAAAAGGGAAAAAGCUUAUUAUUUUUCCACAAUAUUGUCUUAAAAGAAGAAAAAAACGUGAAAUCAUAAACCAGUAGUGUGUCAUCAAGCAAAUCUCACCAAAAGAGCCAUUUGCUUAAUUGGUAGCACUGUGGAUGUGGAGCUGAGGGGUGGAUGAUAAUCCAGCAGGACAGACUAGAGUAGAGCAUCACGCAUUAGAUGUUUAUUUACCCUGAGUGUGACGUUUUAACCCAUUGAAGCCAAGCAGUCGUAGGGGAGUAGCACACUGGCACAGCUGUGCAUCACCGUCCAGAUCCAUUAUCAAUGCUUUCACUCAUCCCCCUGACCGCUGACUGACCCUGAUGCCAUUAACUCUUUACCGAGUUAGGUGUAUUAGCUCAGAAUAAACUGGGAGAGUUACUUUCAGACCACAGUCCGUACAGACAUGCCACGUUUUUAUCUAACCCAGUCAGACCUCACAAUAAAUCAAGCUACAAGUAAACAAAUUAAAGCUGCAUCCUACAACCAUUUCAUUAUCAUAUACUCUGCAACUAUUUUGAGAAGUUGACAAAGCACUGGGUCCAUAAUUUGUCAUUAAAAGAUAGGAGAAAAAAGUCAGAUGUCAAGUUAAAUAUGUUUUUAUUGUGUGAAAUGAAGUCCAAAACCUUAAUCUAUCCCUCAAAUAAUGACAUAAAUGGUAAAACAACAUCAAAAAGUAGCUAUUUUGUGAAGAAACUAUUGACUUUUAUUGAUAAUUUCGGCCCAAAACACCUUAAACUCUUGUAAUUCCCACCAACUGAGACCAUGUGGCUGUGAUAUAUAAGAAAAUGUAGGACUGAUCCCCAAAGAAACAAAGGUUAAUAAGAUGAGUCAUGGAACAUUCAUCACCAUGCUUUGUUUAAACCCAUGUAAAUCGACAGAAUCUCUACUAUUACAUCAUACACAGGGAUCAAUGGUGAUCUCAGGGUAGGCUGAUUGAUUAUUCAACUGAUCACACUCAGCAAAGCGGGGUUAUUGAUAGAUCAUAUGCUGUGGAAACAUAUAAAUACGUGUUGCACCAUCAUAUUUGUGUGUGUGUGAGUGUGUAUGCACAUUCAUUACGCUCACCCAGCUUCUCAUCACCUGCACUGAACCAGCAUGAGGCACAUGCUUACGGGGGAAUAAGAAAACAAAUUGAGAUGAAUCAUUUUUGCGGAUGAGACAUGAUGACGUUAAUGGAAUUGGCCUUAAAGUGCUUGUUUAGUAUAUUUCCCCAUCAGGCUGGGCUCGGUGUCUCUCUGCAGACCAUGUUAGAGUUCAUCUACAGCAAAGAGAUUCAUCCUUGUUGUCUGGAAAGAAAGAUUGAGCUGUAGCCUUUUCCAAUCAUCCUCUAUGCUGAUGAUAUUAUCUUUUAUGUCCGGUAUUUCCAAGCAUAAACAACAAGACUAAUGGAGGUAGAGGUGAGAAAAGAGAAAGACUUUGGUUGGCUGGAAGAGCACAAACAUCAGAGUAGGGGGUGGGUGGAGCCGUGUGAUGACGGCGGCUGCAGGCCGGCGGCUGAUAGGGAGAGCUGAGCCUGAGCACAGGAUGAGAGUCUUUAUCUCUCACGAGUGGGUGACUGCCUGAUAAUUUAAUCAGGGAGUGACUCAUACUUGUAGCAUGAAAUUCCUCCUGCCUGCACAGCUGCAUGAGUGUGUGAGUGUGUGUGUAAGAGAGAGAAAAGAAGAGAGCCUGUAUCCGUGGCAGUGCAAGCGUCAGUAUAUGUUUAUGUACAUCAGGGGACAGGAUAUUUGUGUUUGUCCACUCACUCGUUUUAUGUUAGAUCACUGCAGAGAGCCUUGCACAAAUUGCUGUGUGUGUUAAAGCGUGUACCAUAAAAAUCUAUGGAUGGUACCAACAAGUGAGUCAUUUGGUUUUACACCAAAACAAGCAAUCUGUAGAUAAUAGUUGGCCAGAGGUAAAAACCCUCUUUUCCAAAUUGCUAUUGAAGCACAUUGGGUGUAAACAAAACAAUCUGCUGAGUAUUUGCUUAAAAACAGCAAAGUGUUUGCAGCCAGUGAGACACUGAUGAUAGGAUGGGGCUGAAUAGGGGAUCAAAGUAGGAGCUGAGGCGAGGAAAAAGGCGAUACAUCCUGGGGAUGAGUCAUGUCUUGGGGUGGCGUUCUGCAGUGUCUAUGUAUAAUGCGCAAAGAGAGUGCUGUUUCUAGUCAUAGCUGUCUCAAGCUCAGAAGUGUUUUCUUCCAUAGGCUUCUUACCCGCAGGCUUUCCCCUGAUCCCUGCUUAAUUUCCAUUUAAACCAGGCCCUGCAUUCCCCAAUCCUCCCUAUGUGUGAUAUUUAGCCUCAGAGAUGAGUUUCUGAAUAAUCAGAGAGGGGGAUUGAAUGAGGCUACGGAAACUCUGGGCUGAAACAGCACAAUCCUACAAUCCUGAAGAGCUGGAGGGUAUCUGGCAGGUUUUUAUCUAUCUCUAAAGUUUCUGUGAGGGGAAUACUAGAGCCUGUCUAUGUGACCCCUAGAAACCAAUCUGCCUACAAGUGGUUAUUGAGGAAGGCUCAAACCGGACAAAAGAGAAGCCAACCAUGAAUGUGUGUAAAGGUCAACGCAGAAUGAUUAAGACUUAACUCCAGCUGACCUUUUCAGCAUAUAUGAUGAUGCUUUAAGAGCCUGUUCAGAUGAAAUAACAGUGUAAAAUGCAUGUGCAGUUUUCUUAUUUUGUUCUUAUCUUUCACAGCAAGAUACUCGGACAUCUUCCUCACUGCCAAAGCUUGACCUGCAUGUGAUCCCUGUGUGGCAGAAAGGCAUCACGGGAAAAGGAGUGGUCAUCACGGUGUUGGAUGACGGCUUGGAGUGGAACCACACAGACAUCUACUCCAACUACGUAAGACACCGUUUCCAUGGAGACAGCCUCCAUCGUCUGGACCUGCCGUUGCCUUAGUAACACUGCUGGUGACACCUUGCAAGGCUAUUCAUGAGGAUAUGAUAAAUCUGCUGCAUGACAGUGUCUGCCUCCAAAGAUCCUCUAUUAGAUCCAAACUGCUCUGAGUGAUUCUGCCCUUGACAUUUUAGGAGGCAGAAUUUGGAAAAUAACUCCAAAUUCAAGAAUGUGAUUCACAGUCUAAAAGAGGAUAAUUACAAGUCAGUAAGGGCAGACAUGAUUGACUGGAAAUUCAGUGUUUCCUUCCCUGUGCUAAAGAGGUUUUUAAAGACUUUCAAAAGCCACAUCUGUGGUUUGGUUUCAAACAGAGCUGUUGCUCUUAGUCUCAAGCCGCCACUACUUUGCCAGAGCAAAAGAAGGGAAGAGUUAGGCAGAGGAGGGAGAGAGGGGAAUGAUGUUGACAACAGCACUGAUGGAAACAACUCCUGCUGUAAUUAAGUUAACUCUGAUUAAUCAAAGAUCCUCAAUCAACAAAGCGCUCCCCCCUCAUAAUCGAGGUGUAUGCAUGUGUUUGUGUAAUUUGGCAGCAGUAACUCUGAAUGACAGUCACCUGGUUCAGCUCUUUUAGUGUACUGUAGUAAACACUGCGAGCCAGAAACUGAGCUGUGCUCCGGAGUAACAAGUAACUUGCUUAAUUUAAAUAUAGAGGAGAAAAACUGGUCAGACAUACGUUGUAAUGUAAAAAAAACAACAAAACAUUUAAAACCAGCAGGUAGACAAAUACUUACACAGCUCUGAGGCCAACAUUUUCAUGUAAUUAAAACAAAAGCGAGUUGUAGAGAGAAAAUCAGUAUUUGCUGUUUUAUUUCCAAGUCACUCUUCCUCCUCCUUGCACAUAGUCCUGUUCUCCUUGGCUUUUAACACCCAGUAGGAGGUUGACUUCAUUUAUUUAUUUUAUUUUAAUUGAUUUUAUUUAUUGUGUUUGUUUUUAUUCUAUUUUACUUUGUUUUAUCUCAUUUUAUUUUUACCUUACCUAUUGUGCUCCCGUUGUGUUAUUUAUUGUGUUUUUAUCUUUCUGUGCAGCACUUUGGAAACCUUGCGUAUGCUUAAAUCGUGCUAUAUAAAUGAAAUGGAUUGGAUUGGAUAUAGUCACCAUGAUAGCAGACAGGCUCUAAUAAAUCAGUGAUUAAUUCUGAGAGUCUUGGUCACUGAUGAUCACUGAUAUCCCCUGACUGUUUUUCCUCUUGUUUUCAAAGGACGCAGCAGCCAGUUACGACUUCAACGACAAUGACCCCGACCCUUUCCCCAGAUACGACUCUACUAAUGAGAACAAGUGAGUGAACUGCUGAAAAUUGACGUUCAGACAUUACCUGUUUUAUAAAAUCCUCCUGUGGUUUGGUUAUUGUCGGAGAAAUCUCUGUGUUAUAAUAAAUCAGCUCAAAAUGGGAAAAAAUUAGGUGAAUAUGACCGAAACAGUUUCUGCUAAAGACUGAAAAUAAUUUCUUCCGUGCAGUCAGAUUACCGCCUAUCCAAGAACUCCACGUAAUUUAUAGACCACAUCUGAAGUUAAUGACUCAACCUCUGCGAGCAGUAACACACACACACAUACAUGAACACACUCCUCACCGACAACAGCUAUGGACUAUUAUCCAGAUACUCAACGCUUCAAUACCUCUGAGGUUAAUAAGUGUAAAUUCAAAAUAUCUCUGUUAUCACAAUCACUGUAUUGUGCUUCUGAUAGGACAAUUGUGUGAGAAAUUUUAAUUGUGUUAUAAAUUUUGUGAGGUAAAGAGGGCAGGUAAACUGUAUAAAUCAGCCGAUCAAUAACUCUGAUAUGUUGUUAAAUUCCUGCAAAAAACCAUCAAACAUAACAUACCAAAUCAAACUUAUCAUGCAGGCUUUACUUUAAGUCUUUGAGGAACUUGUGCAGAAUAAACGAAUUGGUUACAUUUUACUUGACACCUAUCUCUAUUACGCAUUAGAAUUAUAUGUAUAAUGCAUUAUAAUCACGUUAUAGCACUGUUAAACUAUUUGAUGUUUGGGUCAUGAAGAGGCAUUGUAAUUAGUUUAGUAUUUCUCCUAACCUGUUGAAAACUUCACAUAGGAGCUUUGAGUAUAUUAUGAAUCUGUUUUUCUUCCCAGACAUGGGACCAGGUGUGCCGGAGAGAUCGCUAUGCAAGCGGAUAACAAUAAAUGUGGAGUUGGAGUUGCAUACAACUCAAAGGUUGGAGGUAAGAUAUUUAUGCACAUAAUUUAAAACGUCUUAUUUAUCCAUAUUGUGUUUGUCAGGUAGGGGCUUAGUUGAUGUCAUUGUGCUGAAUGACCCUAGAUUGAUUGAUCUAUCGAUUUAACUGAUUUGGAGUUUAAAAAAAGUAAAAAUAAAGCAAAAGCAGCCCUGCUUGGUCUGUCUUGAUGCUCUCUGGUUACUUUAAUGCUCUGUGCAUAACUCGAGUUUUCUCUAAUGCAUAAUCCAUGGAACAUUGUUGGAUUAGUUCAAAAUCUAAACGCAGUGCAAAGCUGCACGUCACAGAAUCUUUGUUGGUUUCAUGUUUUAUAUCCAGAAAGGGGGAAAGAUUCCCUCAACAAGCAGCCUGAUUUUUACCACCAGAUGGUUACAUAACGUCACUCUCCAAAAUAACUGAGCUCUGAUCCACCUAAACAAUGGCUUAAAAAUUUAUGCUGCAACAUCUGAAGGGCUGGUACUAAGCCGGUUGUCAGCGAUGUCAAAGCACCUGCAUCUUAAAAUACAGCAUCGUUAAUCUGGCUCUCACAAAAAACGAUGAUUACUUCUUUUUUUUUUUUUACUAUUUCAAGAUUCUAGACAUUUUUUGUUUUCUCUUCUUUUUGACAAGUGAAAAAUCACAUCAUUUCAUGAGAAACAAACAGGAAUGAGGAGGGUAUUAGUGCAAUAAUACUUUUAUUCUUCCUUGAUUAGGAAUUCGUAUGCUUGAUGGGAUUGUGACUGAUGCCAUUGAGGCCAGUUCUAUUGGCUUCAAUCCAGACCAUGUGGACAUUUAUAGUGCCAGCUGGGGACCAAACGAUGAUGGCAAGACAGUAGAGGGGCCCGGGCGCUUGGCUCAGAAGGCUUUUGAGUAUGGCAUCCAGAAGGUAAGCAACUAUUAGAGAGACAGGGCAGUACUUACUCACAUUCAGCUGUGAUAUCAGACUGCGGUUCCUAAUGGGAGCCAUUAUCUGCAGCAGUGAUAGCAAUCAGAUAAAACAGGAUCAAUAAGGGUGAUGUGUUCAGCUGCUGGGAAUACAGCUUCUAAUGACAAAACACCAUCAGUUAUCAUUAGCUAAGAAUUACAGUUUAUUAUAUCCUGGAGCUUUUAGCUGUUGUUUUACUUAAUAUCGUACAUCUUCCAGUGAUUCCUUUUGUGCAGGACUGCAUUUGAUUCCACAUCAUGUUCUCUCUUUGUCCCCGUCCUCUGCAGGGUCGUGGCGGGAAAGGCUCUAUCUUUGUUUGGGCAUCAGGUAAUGGUGGCAGACAGGGCGAUAACUGUGACUGCGAUGGUUACACAGACAGCAUCUACACCAUCUCUAUCAGCAGCGCCUCCCAGCAGGGCCUGUCUCCAUGGUACGCUGAGAAGUGUUCCUCCACGUUAGCUACAGCAUACAGCAGCGGGGACUACACUGACCAGAGGAUUGUAAGCAACCACGCCUGAUUACAUCAUGUCAGAUAGUCUUGUUCAAGGGACAUGCCGUCUUUAUUACAAGUUAUCCUGUGAGAUGAAUUGGAUUUUCAUGUUCGAUUUUUUUCUUUUUCCUUUCAGACAAGCGCAGAUUUGCACAAUGAGUGCACUCAGACUCACACUGGGACAUCAGCCUCGGCCCCUCUUGCUGCUGGAAUAUUUGCCCUGGCACUAGAGCAAAAGUAACAACACCUCCUAUGACCCACUGAUAUUUUCUAGAUGGCAUUUCACUCAUUAAUAUCAACAUUAGUACACACUCACUGCUUUUCUACCUUGUCUUCCCUCCUUCAGCCCAGAGUUAACUUGGCGAGACCUGCAGCACAUCGUGGUUUGGACGUCUGAGUUUGAUCCCUUGGCCAAUAACCCUGGUUGGAAAAGGAAUGGAGCAGGACUGAUGGUCAACAGCCGCUUUGGUUUCGGUCUCCUCAACGCCAAAGCUCUGGUGGACCUCGCCAACCCGGCCACCUGGAAGCACGUGCCUGAGAAGAAGCAGUGUAUUGUCAGGGACGACUCUUUUCAGCCCCGGUAAAUUAAUAUCUGACAGCUAUCGAAUAUAUUUUGCUUUCGUUAAGAGAGUAGCUCCUGUUAUGCACUUUAAGUGGGGUUGAGAAUGUGUAGAUGUUGUUUUGGUAACACUUUAUUUGACACCUAUCUCUAUAACGCAUUAUAAACGUAUUUAUUAUGUGUUAAAAUCAUGUCAUAGCACUGUAAAACUACAGUUAUAAACACUCAUAAAUGAUCAUAAUGCUUUAAAGCAAUAAUUAUAACAAAUUAUAAAGCAUUCUAUCAUGACAUACAAGGUCAGGUAUUAUAAUGUGUUAUAACUGUUUACAACAGUUCAUUGCAUUAUCUAUGUGGGCAUUGUCAGUGAGUUGUUACCAUGUUACAACACAUUAUAAUACCUGACCUUAUAAGCCAUGAUAAAAUGCUUUAUAAUGUGUUAUGAUGAUUGCUAUAAAGCAUUAUGAUCAUUUAUGAGUGUUUAUAACUAUAGUUAUACAGUGCUAUGACGUGAUUUUAACACAUUAUACAUAUAUUUAUAAUGUGCUAUACAGAUAGGCUUCAAAUAAAGUGUUACCGUUGUUUUUUAUUGCUGCACAAUACGAUGCGCUUGAGUUUGGCACCUCUUAAAUAGAGGUUGUGAUUGGUUUAACUUAUCAAGGCUCCUUUUAGUAUGAAGUAUAAAUCCUUGGAAGGCUUUUUAAGGAUACGACCAAUAAAAAUAAAUGUUAAUGUCACAGUAACUGUCAAACAUACUGAUAUUUGAUGACAAUCACAAACUCUGAAAACUUGCUGCUCUAUUUUCUUUGUUGAUGACUAAUUUGGCCCACAAAACUCUGAUCUUUGGUUUUUAAGGCAAUAAUUUAUUUUCACAUUUCACCACCUGCAGACAGCAGCAUCAGCCAGAAAAGUUCUCUGUUCCUUGAAGUAUCUGUUUAACAGUUUAUUUUGGAUUAUGGGACUCAAUAGCACCCGCACUCAGUUUCUCCAUUACCUAGCUACAUCCCUGUCUAAUCCCAAGGAUUUGGCUCCGUGUUUCAGUCAAUGCUUAGUGGUCUAGAAACCCCUCCAGCUUUAUGGCAGCUUGAGCACAGAAAUCCUUUCAUUCAUUCCUGGGAGAGAUGAGGAUUAACUGUUUGAAAAUGAAUGACCAGAAGGAUCCAAAUCUGUCAGUGCAUCUUAUGCAUGUUUGUGAUUUGCUGAAUACCUCCCAAAAAUUCUGAUUGUUCCAUCACAUUAUCACGUUAUUUAUGCAGCAAGCAUAGCAGCAUUACGCGUUAAUUCUACCCUGUAGAGCCACAUAUUGUAAUAGGAAGAAUACAGGGAACUACAGAGAGAGCUGUUUGUGCAUCUCAUUUCUACUAUUUUAAUUUAUCCCACAGGGAGCUGAAGGCAGCAGGGGAGAUUACUAUAGAGAUUCCAACCAAAGCCUGUGCGGGUCAGGAGAAUGCAGUCGUUUCAUUGGAGCAUGUGCAAGUGGAGGCCAGCAUUGAAUACACCAGGAGAGGAGACCUGCAUAUAACACUCACCUCCCCAGCAGGUUGGAUGUGUGCACUCUCACACACAGAAAAAAAAGCACAGCCAUGUGGGUCAAAUAACCAAGUUCUUAACCGAUUCGCUAUUUUUGAUAAUCCAUCAGGUACAAGCACAGUGCUGCUAGCAGAGCGAGAGAGAGACACGUCCUCUAAUGGCUUCAGAAACUGGGACUUCAUGUCUGUGCAUACAUGGGGAGAGGAUCCCUCUGGAACGUGGACCCUAAAAAUUACAGAUACUGUGAGUUAUUAAAGCUCCUGUGAGACGUUUUAAUAGGUAAUAAAACAGACUGAGAUGAACUGGGAUUUUUCUCUAUGAUUAAAAAAGCAAAUGAGGCCAUCCAUGAUGAGAUGGAUAAUUUCUGUAUCAUAAUUUUCAGUGCCUGUAACUUCUAUAAGGGGUUAGGUGUUUUAAACAGCCUUUGUCACUUAUAAAUAUUAUUAAUCAUUGUGGGUGAUAGAUUUAACAGUAAAAAGACACUAGGGGCUUUUUGUCAAGAUUAGCCACAAUAUAAGGGUUACCACUUUGUCUACAGGGGGGCGUCAAAGUCAACACAGGUGGACAGGUGCUUUAAUAUUCAUGAACAAAUGAGUAGUUUUUUCCUCAGAUUUGUAGUUGCAGUGAUAAUGUUAAGCACAUAUUACUAUAGCUAAUGCGUUGGUUGUUUGUUUAAAGUUUGGUAUCUGUCUGUCCUGAUGUACUGUAUAACCAUCAUCAUUUCCGUUCAUAGUCAGGACGAAUGGAGAAUGAGGGACGGAUUUUGAGCUGGAAACUGAUCCUUCACGGGACAUCUGAGAAGCCGGAGCACAUGAAGAAACCCAGAGUUUAUAUUCCCUACAACGCUGUGCAGAAUGACCGCCGUGGUGUGGAGCAUAUGGAUGACAUGAUGGAGGUGAGAACAAUGCAUAGAUGAUUUAACACCAAAGGUUGAUGUAUUACAAUUGUUAUUAUGAAAUCAUACACUUAACUUAAGGACUGAAUGUAAUAAAGGCGAACGUCCACAGUUUUGCUAAUAGCUCUAUCAGCCUGCAUUAAGAGCAGUGCUUUAAAUUAAAUGCUAAUGUUGAGGGUGAGGCAGACAGGCAGUUCACACAUUUGAGAUGACCAAUUUGAUAGUACAAGUAAAGAGGUUGUCCCUGGCAUUACUUUUGUUGUUGAGAAUUUUGGUAAUUUUUGUAUUACCAUUUUUAUGGGGUUUAUUCAAUAAUAGAGUACAGCAAGUUUGUAUUGUCAAACUUUUCGAUGAACUUUGAGGGAUAAUUUUAUGCUAACUCACCAAAAUACUCUCCUCCUCUCUGUCCCUAUCACAGGAGCCCACACAGGCCAAUCCACCACCAAAGACUGAAACCGCCCAAGCCCCCCUUCCCUCCAACCCUGAGGUGGAUGCCAAAAAGCCAGCAAAUCCUGCCUACUCCCCCUCCCUGGCCCUGCUGCGCCUCCUUCAGACAGCUUUCAAUAGGCAGAGCCCUGGUCUUCAGCAGCCUCAGUCUGCAACCAGAACCUCCUCCACCUGGGGGAAACAGCAGCCUAGCCGCAGUCUCUCGCCUCCUACAUCAAAACUUCCCCCUAAGAUGUUAUACCAGGCUCUGGACAUGGUCAACAAGUACCGGGGCCCUGAGGACAGUGUCUACAGCGACUACACUGACGGCUUCUACAGUACCAAGCCGUACAGGCACAGAGAUGACCGACUGCUGCAGGCCCUGUUUGAGAUGAUCGACGAUGCCAGAAAAUGAAGACCAGAGGAGAGAGGAGAAUAGGGAUGAGUAGAAGAAAGAUAUAAGAUAAGGGGGAGGCAUGUUUAUGCUUUGGUUGGGGAGCAGAGGAACAAGGCAAAGAGAACACAGAAAUAUGGGAUCAUGGAUCUAAGAAGUGGAAAAGAAGAAAGAGAUGAAGAAAAGGUCUGAUUUUACCCAAAAUGCUGCAAAUCUGAUAUAUUUACCUUGGUUUACACUCAUCCUUCAGCCAUUACUUAUUUCAGACAGUCAGCAGUAUUUGCAGCUCACUCUUACUACUAAACAUGGACUUUUCAUGAAACAAACUGUACCUCUGCAUUUUGAUUUCAACAUUUAGGAAGAAGGGAAAGGCCUUGUCUCUCUUCUCUUCACUGCCUGCUAAAGCAUGCCACCUUUAGAGUAUAAGUUUUGUAUUAGUAUCUCUAUAUUAUAUCUAUAUAUUAUUCAAAGACAAUGAUUGUAAUAUGGUUUUAAAACUCUCAAUAACCAAAACCCUCACUUUCAAAAAUCUUUCUUUGAUUAUUUUUGCCAUCUUUCAGUCAUUAAACUUUUUGUUCUAUAUAUUUGACUGUAACAGGACAACUUCUCAUUUUUCCAACUUUACGGGACAAAUGUAUCUCUUAAAAUUGGACUGUAGUCUUUAAAUUUGAGUAAGCACACAUUCAAAAUGAGGCAAAUUUGAGGAAAAUUAGCGAUGUGAAACAUCUGGACUGUGUUGACUAAAGAUUUAUUCUCAGGGUGUCAACAAAGCUCAAGAGAGUUACAGAAAAAGUAUUAAAGAAAUACUCAUAGUGUGACAGAUCUUUAACUAGGAAAAUAUAUUCUAAAAACAAAAAAGUAACUACAAAAAAAAAAUAAUAAUAACCAUGGUAAUAAUGAUUAAUGAAUGAUUGAAAGAUGGCGCCUCCUUGGAGUAGCAAUUCACUAAAUGUGAAAUAAUAUCAGACUAAUCUUUUUGUGCAAUUUAUUUAAUUUUCUAUAAGUACAAUGCUGCAUUAAAUGAAAUAUUUUUCUAAGGAUCCUCUUAAAAUAAUAUAUACAGUAUCAAACCCUUGAACAGGUUUAUUUUCUUGUGGCAUUGAGCUCUGCAAAGUCACUGCAGUUUCCAGAACUACAAAUGUACACUGCCAAAAUCUUUGCUGGCUUCAUGUAUUUCAGUGAAUGUGCAAAUGGCUGAAAUGUUGUUUGUUCAUCUUCUGCAAUAUGAUGAUUACACAGACAUUACUUUUCUGGUUUGAGUUGUUUUGUUUCAUUGGACCUGUCAAACUUCAGAAAAACUGCAGGGUAGAGGCUCUGUACUGCAACCUUCAGGCACACUCAUCUUUAUCGCCUUAAAAUAUGUUCCAUGUUACAUGAUCAUAGUUUGAUUCAUACGGUGUAUAUCAUUUACUGACGCAAGUGUUAAUGACAUAAAUCCCCCCCCUGCAGAGUCUCUACCCUCCAGUCUUCAAGCUGCUGGCCCUGCUUCUCUGCCGACAAAGUGACUGAAAUAGGAAGACUUUUGGACAAUGCUUUACAUGCACAGUGUAAUUUAUCCUCUCUUUAUUGUAGCCUGUGCUGUUUUCUUCAUGUUUUUUUUUUUUGACUGAUGCAUCAGUCAAAAGUUGUUUACAUAAACCAACAUUAUGUUGCAAUUUCUGUAUGGAUGUAAAAAAAAAUUUAAAUUUAUCGUAAUAAACUGCAAAGCGACCUCUUGA
Messenger RNA from Xyrichtys novacula (pearly razorfish), 17676 nucleotides. The record is from the annotation of a GenBank genome assembly. NCBI's taxonomy places the organism in Eukaryota, Metazoa, Chordata, Actinopteri, Labriformes, Labridae.